Messenger RNA from Octopus sinensis (East Asian common octopus), 2155 nucleotides. Its product is annotated as cytochrome P450 2J5-like. Gene Ontology annotation, molecular function: iron ion binding; heme binding; oxidoreductase activity, acting on paired donors, with incorporation or reduction of molecular oxygen, reduced flavin or flavoprotein as one donor, and incorporation of one atom of oxygen. The record is from RefSeq and is a predicted model, not a curated record. Gene Ontology annotation, cellular component: cytoplasm; intracellular membrane-bounded organelle. NCBI's taxonomy places the organism in Eukaryota, Metazoa, Mollusca, Cephalopoda, Octopoda, Octopodidae. Gene Ontology annotation, biological process: xenobiotic metabolic process. The transcript has 8 exons. The coding region runs from base 403 to 1902 and encodes 499 amino acids.
ACACAGUAUGCCAAACUGCUUGUUUGUGUUCUGUCUGUUUAAUCAAGGCUGACUUGGGACUGUAUAGCACCAACAAAAAGUUAUUGUAAACAAGUAGUUACAUGGUGAGAUUAAUAGAUUGAUAAUGUGUUCCCGCUAAACUGCACGCGUGGGAACAAGAUGACUCUACAGUGAACUUAAUAUGUAUGCACUUGAAAUUAAAGUGACCUCGAUUAUAGAAAUAGAUUUGCAUGCACCUUUGUUGUUAAAUUACUAACCUACUUAUAUUCGGUUGACUUCGAGCAUAAUACUUUGAUGUUACCUGCACAAACCUGUAUAUAGGUAGUAAACCACACUCGUCCUAAAGAAGACUGGGCUCUUAACGAAAAUAUAGAUACAUUAUUGCAACAAUAACCUAGGAUUAUGGAUGUUUCAGCAUCGUAUUUUGUAGAAGCUAUUAAUAUACAAAGUCUUCUGAUUGGAGUAGUUACUUUAUUGCUAGCACGAUGGCUUAUAACUAGAUCGAAAUAUAAUUACAAUUUACCCCCGGGUCCAUUAGCUUUUCCAAUUAUAGGAAAUAUACCUCAGAUGGCUACAACCACAGACAUUAAUUUAAAGAUGAAAGAUCUUCGAAAACAAUAUGGAGAUAUUUUCAGACUCAAAUUUGGUUCUGAAACCAUGGUGGUUGUAUGCAAAACGGAAUGGAUUUUAGAAGGAUUGGUAAAGAAAGGAGAGGAAUUGAAAGCAAGACCCUACUGGAUGUACGUACCACAGAGAUUAGCCAAAAAUAAAGGAAUAUUCUUUAAUACAGGAAAAGAAUGGAAGGACUUGAAAAAGUUUACUAUUUCAACACUGCGGGAUUUAGGAAUGGGCAAGAAAAAGCUAGAAGAGCAUAUAUAUUUGGAAACCCAGAACUUAGCCGAUGUUUUUCAAUCUCAGAAUUGUAAACCGUUUUCUCUCAAAGACCCGCUGGCACAUUUCUCUUUGAGUAUUGUAUAUUAUAUGAUAUUUGGUGAAAGGAUCAGGUUUGGUGAGCCAGAGUUUCAGGAAGUAGUUGAUGACUUGAGAUUUUUCUUCAACAAGCUAAAUGCAUUUAUGCCAGAGAAUUUCUUUCCAUUCCUGAGAUUUGUCCUAUGGAAUUCUCCCGUAAAACAAAUUGUCAAGACGAACCACAAGAUCCGAAGCUAUGUAAAAGAGAAAAUCAGCGAACAUAAGGAAACAUACAAUGGUGACGAUAUAAGAGAUUUCGUUGACGUAUACUUACUCACAUUAGAGAAGGAACCAAACAGCGAAUCUUUAUCUGAAGAGAAUGUUUUCCAGGCGAUUAUGGAUCUUUUUACGGCUGGAACAGACACAACAUCUAGCGUUCUUAACUGGGUUUUUAUAUAUAUGGCCAAAUAUCCUGAUAUACAGGACAAAUGUCGAGCAGAAAUCGAGAAGAUCACCGAUCUGAAUAGACCAGUCACAAUGGAAGACAAACGAAACAUGACAUACGUUGCAGCGACUCUACUUGAAGUCCAGAGAAUGGCUCCUGUUGCUCCACUCACUGCUCCACAUGCCUCUACGGUAGACACAAAACUAGGAGGUUAUGAUAUUCCAAAACAUACCAUUGUUCAAUUCAAUAUAAUGGAUGCUCAUUAUGAUCCGAACUAUUGGGAUAAACCAGAGGAAUUCCGACCUGAAAGAUGGAUUGAUGAAAAUAAUGAGUUAAAGAAAAAUGAGGCUUACAUGCCUUUCUCUUUGGGUCCCAGAAUAUGUGCAGGAAUAUCACUAGCCAAUAUUGAAACUUUCAUGGCUUUUUCAAAUAUCUUACAAAGAUUUAAGCUGGAAAGUCCUGACGAAACACCAAUGACAAUGGAAGGCAAACAAUCGGGAAUUAUUUACGUUCCAGUGAAUGAUAAUAUCCGUGCAAUUCCACUGUGAGAUAUAUUUGUAUUAUAUAUUUGAGGACAACACUUCACAGUACACUGGCUGUACAGUUGAAAGUAUAUCACUUUGAUGUACAAAGGUAUCAAAUUCUUAUAGAAUGCUGUUAUUUUUUAAAUGGUAUUUAACGAAAUUACAUAAAUUUCUAUUCAUUAGUGGUAUUACAUUGACCUACAUGCUACAAUACAUAACAUGUGUGCAGUAGUAUCUACUCAUAAACUUCAUAAAAUUACAAGUCAUGUGAUAGUUG